Messenger RNA from Sceloporus undulatus (fence lizard), 1947 nucleotides. RefSeq names its product protein phosphatase, Mg2+/Mn2+ dependent 1D (gene PPM1D). Gene Ontology annotation, molecular function: mitogen-activated protein kinase binding; protein serine/threonine phosphatase activity. NCBI's taxonomy places the organism in Eukaryota, Metazoa, Chordata, Lepidosauria, Squamata, Phrynosomatidae. Gene Ontology annotation, cellular component: cytosol; nucleus. The record is from RefSeq and is a predicted model, not a curated record. Gene Ontology annotation, biological process: protein dephosphorylation.
AUGGAGGACGCUACAACAGGCCGACGUUCCGCUUUCGAUUGUUCGGACGUUCCGAGGCGCUCGUGCGCCUGCGCAGAACCGAGGCGAAGGCGGGCGGAGCAAGAGGAGGUCGCGGGAGCGCCUGCUUGCUUCCCGAUCGAAGUCCGAAAGAGAAGCAGGGGACCCCGAAUCGGAGGGAAGCCCAGCCCCCGUCCCCCUUUUCCCGCAUGGAGGGCCCUUCUCCUCGGGGUGAGCCUUCUCUCGGACCAGGGAGGGAGGAAGUACAUGGAGGACGUCACCCAGAUCCUGGUGGAGCCCGAGGGGGCCCCGGAGACAAGCCCUCCGCCUCCGGCUUCGCUUCUCCCUCCGGCGCGGGGACCCUCGGUGGCCUCUUACGCCGUCUGCGACGGACACGGAGGCAGAGAGGCGGCCCACUUCGCCCGCGAGCACCUCUGGGCCUUCAUCAAGAAGCAGAAGGGCUUCCGCUCCCAGAGCCCCGCCGUCUGCGCCGCCCUCCGCAAGGGCUUCCUCGCCUGCCCGGAAGACAUGGUGGAAAGAACCGAGUGGCCAAAGACGAUGACUGGCCUUCCGAGCACAUCGGGGACGACUGCCAGCGUGGUGAUAAUCCGGGGCUCAAAGAUGUACGUGGCUCACGUCGGAGACUCCGGGGUGGUGCUCGGCGUCCAGGAUGACCCCAAAGACGACUUCGUCCGGGCCGUGGAGGUGACGCAGGACCACAAACCUGAACUCCCAAAGGAGAGGCAGCGGAUUGAAGGUCUCGGGGGCAGCGUGAUCAACAAAUCCGGCGUGAAUCGGGUCGUGUGGAAGAGGCCUCGCCUGACCCACAACGGCCCUGUGCGGCGGAGCACCGUGAUCGAUCAGAUUCCAUUCCUGGCGGUGGCCCGUGCCCUUGGGGAUCUGUGGAGCUACGACUUCUACAGCGGGGAAUUCGUGGUGUCUCCCGAGCCCGACACGAGUGUGCACACGCUAGAUCCUCAAAAGCACAAAUACAUCAUCCUGGGGAGCGAUGGGCUGUGGAACAUGAUCCCUCCUCAAGAAGCCAUCUCCAUGUGUCAGGACCACGAAGAGAAAAAAUAUUUUAUGGGAGAGCAUCAACAGUCUCUGGCCAAAAUGCUGGUGAACCGAGCCCUGAGCCGAUGGAGGCAGCGCAUGCUUCGGGCGGACAACACCAGCGCCAUUGUGAUCAGCCUCUCUUCAGGUCGGAGCAGCUGCGUGAGCUUGGAAAGCGAGGAGGAGCUGUGCUUCACCUUAGCUGAUGGCCCGUCCUAUAGCAGCCCCGAAAUGUGGGCUCCGUCAUGCUGUUCCACUCCACCAGUCAAGCCUCUGGAAGAGGACUUGUGGCCGCGACUGAGCUCCCCGCGAGACGUCCCUUUAUUCACCCUUAACGUUGACAGCGACGUCUCCCACGGACGCAACGCCGCAGGAGGAGACACCCGGCCGAGCGCCGGGUUCGAGGGCCCGGAGUCGUGCGGCAGAAGCCCCCUGGCGCUCUCUGGGAUCCCCUUCCAACUCAGGGAAGGCGGGCGCAGACCCAAAGGCCUUCAGGUGCCUCCGAGCGAUGCCUCGAAGGCGGCGGAGUCGGAGCGGACUCCGACGACGGAGCUUAAAAGGACUUUGGAGGAAUCCAAUUCGGGGCCGGUGGUCAGAAAGCCCAGGCGGGACUCGCACUCGCACUCAGGCGGAGCCCAGCCCGAAAGCUCUCCGCGGCCCCCAGCACAAAAACCGCAACAAGCUCGCCAUGCGGCAGCCUUCGAGGACAAGAAGAAGCUGGGGAACCGUUGUUUUCAGCAACCCAGGAAAGCCUUGUUGCGUUUGCUGAAGGGACGGACGCCCGCAACUCAUCUCACUCCUAGUCAAGUUGUUGUUGAUGUUUCGGUGCAGAGCCUUCGAAACUGCGACGGUGACUUUUUUUCCUCUCGUUCGCUUUUUAAUUUCGUUCAAAGGUAG